CAUAGAUCAAAAAUAACAGACUGCACUGGCACAACCAAGGGAAACAAUUCGUAGAUUUAGAGUGAGUUUUACUGGAUCCGAUCAUCUGUUGUGACCACUGACUGUGGCUGACUUGGAAAGUUGGAGGCUAAAAGACCAUAAUUCAAAUUGCCAAAAUGAUCCAGAAUCGUGUGUCUCACAUUAAAAGGCUAGAUCUAUCUUCAAAGUGUUAUCUAGUGGAUCCAGUGAUAUAAGAAAAGUAAUUCCUUUGCAUGAAAGUAUUUUACAAUGGAAGCUGAAAGCUAAUCAAGUGAGAAUUUGAGAGGGUAGCCACCAUGGAGUACCACUGCUCGGACCAGCCUGAUGAGAAAGAAGACAGCAAUAUGGCAGACUUAGCAAUCUCUGUGUUAUCUAAUGCAAUUGAGACGCUGAUACAGGGGAAUGAGUUAGUAAACUUUUCAGCUUCCCCUUUAGGCUGUUUCAAAAACAGGCAGAAUGCCAACACUGUUGAAAACACGAGAAAAUAUUACAUGGCACCGGCUGGGCAAACUGUCAGUCACGUAGAACAGAGAGAUGCUGAAGAAAGGGGAUCAACUCAGCCAUUAGAAAAGUUGACAAAUACACAUCCGCUUUGGGGUCAGGUGUCUGGAGAAGGGAAAGUGAAAGCUACAGGUGUUGACAAACCUCGAAAAAGAUCAUGCUUAGGACCUGAGAAUUGGAAACGGGUCAAAGCGAAGCGGUUGCGUGAACAUGGUGAAGCUUAUGAGGGCAGGUCAAAAAAUAAAAUGACAGGAAAAUCAGAGCCCAAAUAUGUUGCUGAAAAGAAAAUGGGUUGUAGAUGUUCCUGUGCAUCCGACCACAGGAGUUACAAAUGUGCCAGCUUUAGUGAGGAGGAAAGACAAGAAAUUUUCCAACUCGUUUGGUCAAUGACAGAAGCUGACAGGAAAAUCUGGGUUUUUGAAAUGGUUAAUGCUUUGUCCAUCAAGCAAAGAACUGUGUUUCAUGACUCGCGUAGGUCGAAUACUUUAGCUUACAAUUUCAAGAGAAAUGGAGAGAGACUAAGAGUCUGCAAGACUUUCUUCUUACGAACAACUGGAUUGCGUCAGUGGUGGGUUCGACAACGCGCAUUGAAAAUGCAGAAUGAUGAAUCUUCUGUAGCUAAAAAGCCCUCUUCUGCCAGUUCACGAUUUGAAGAAGAGAGGAAAUUUUGUAAGGAUUUUUUGCAAAAGCUGCCUUUUGUGUCGUCCCAUCCUUCGAGCAAGGCAUCUUCGUCAAAGCGUUUUCUAGACCCAACUUUUGUGACAUUUGCAGAUGUGUAUAGACUCUACAAAAGAUCAUGUUUUUAUAGCAACAAAAAGAUUCUUUGUCGUCAAGUAGUGCGCAAAAUAUUUGAGGACUUGAAUUUGUCAAUUUUUAGCCCCAAGAAAGAGCAGACUGACGCUUAUGUUGCACAUGAUCAGGAUUCUAUGUUCAUUCCAAGAGAGGAAAAGGACCUAACUGAUCCUUAUUUUAUGGAACCUGAAGAAGUGGACGAAUCAAUGGAUAUAGAUGCUGAACAUGAAAUGUUAGUAGACGAUGAACCAGUACAGCCUUCGGCAGUUUCCGAGACAAAUUCACAGAACACAGAAACUGAAGAAGAUAGUGCAGUAGAAAGUUCAACUAGUGAAAGCACAUUUUGGGUCCAAGGGACUGGAGAAGGAACAGUUUUGGGUUUUGAUAGGCCACGAAAAAGAAAAGCUUCAAAACCUGAAAACUGGAAAAAGGUGAAAGCAAGGAAACAGCGGGAACAUGGGGAAGCGUAUGAGGGUAGGUCAAAGAAUAAGAUGACUGGAAAGUUAGAGCCAAAAUACAUUAGGGAAAAAACACUGGGCCCUAGGUGUCCCUGCAUGCCGGAUCACAAGAGCAACAAAUGUGCUGAUUUUAGUGAGGAGGAGAGACAAGAAAUUUUCAGACUUGUGUGGUCAAUGACUGAGUUGCAGAGGAGAUUGUGGGUCUCUGAAGUGGUUAAUGCUGUAUCCAUCAAACAGAGGACCGUGUUUCACGACUCUCGUAGGACAAACACAUUGGUUUAUAACUUCAAGAGAAAUGGAGAGAGACUUAGAGUCUGCAAGACUUUCUUCUUGGAAACAACUGGUCUACGUCAGUGGUGGGUUCGGAACUGGGUGUUGAAUUUACCAGACCCUGAUACUUUAACGAUACGAAGACCUUCCUUUGCCCCACAGAGGUUUAAAGAGGAUAGACAAUUUUGUGAGGACUUUCUUCAGAAGCUGCCGUGUGUGCCAUCUCAUUAUUCAGGGACUUCAAUGUCAAAGCAUUAUCUUGAACCAACCUUUCGGACAUAUGCAGAUGUGUACAGACUCUAUAAAAAAGCAUGUUCUGAAAACAAUAAAAAGGUGCUGUGUCGUCAAGUAGUCCACAACGUAUUUGAGGAUUUGAAUUUAGCCAUCUCUCGUCAGGGGAAAGACAGCAAUGACACAUAUGUUUCUCAUGAACCAGACAGUAUGUUUAUAUCAAUGGAGAAAAAGAACUAUUCUGGUGGUUGUUUUGAGGAAGCUGAGGCUCAAGACUCAUUAUUAGAUGAAAGUGAAAAACUCAUAUUAGAGGAUGGCCCAGAGCACCGGUUGGUAGCUUCAGGGACAAAUCCCAGAAAUGUUAAACACGGAGACAAAAUAAUGGAGAGACUAGCGUGUCAAAAUUCUCAUUGGAUUCAAUCAUCUGGAGAAGGGACAUUGGAUAUUGAUGGAUUACGAGACACAGGACUCUCAGAGGCUGAAAUGUACAAAAACUGGAAAAGGAAGAAUGGGGCAACUGUGUGGAGUCACGAGAAAGCUCAUGGGGGUAGUUCAAUAUCACGGAAGCGAAAACUUGAGCAGAAAGAAAUAGACAGAAGAAUUUUAGGCGCGAGGUGUUCCUGUACGUUUGAUCACAAAACGAACAGAUGUGCCAGCUUUAGUGAGGAGGAACGACAAGAAGUCUUUAAACUCGUUUGGUCAAUGACCGAAGCACAGAGGUCAAUCUGGGUCUCUGAAGUGGUGAGUGCGAUGAGCAUCAAGCAAAGAGCAGCGUUCCCGGACUCGCGGCGGACUAACACAAUAGCUUACUUCUUCAAGAGAAAUGGGGAGAGAGUGAGAGUCUGCAAGAAUUUCUUCUUGCAAACUACUGCCUUGCGUCAAUGGUGGGUUCGGCAAAGGGCGUUGAAAGUUCAGGACGAUGGUCUGUCAGCGGCAGAGAGGUCAAUGUUGCAGAGUCUGUGAUCGUCAUAGGAAACAUACUUUUUUAAAAGAAAACUGCAUAAAGUAUAAAGUUAUUCCACUUUUUGGCACAUGCUCACUUGGAAAUCAUCAUUGAUACAACUGACCACAAACAUUUCACCUAAAAAAUGUGUGUGUAUGUGUGUGUGUUUUGUGUGUGUGUGUGUGUGUGUGUGUGUGUGUGUGU
Messenger RNA from Aplysia californica (California sea hare), 3417 nucleotides. RefSeq lists its product as uncharacterized. NCBI's taxonomy places the organism in Eukaryota, Metazoa, Mollusca, Gastropoda, Aplysiida, Aplysiidae. The transcript is spliced from 2 exons. The record is from RefSeq and is a predicted model, not a curated record. Bases 315 to 3233 code for a protein of 972 amino acids.